AUGAAAAUCAAUAACCAGGACGUUUUCAUGAAGAAGCCUACAGUCAUCAUGGUGCCCUAUCCAGCACAAGGCCAUGUGACACCCAUUCUUAACCUGGCCUCCGCCUUGAGCCGCCAUGGCUUUUCUCCGGUGGUUGUAACACCGGAGUUCAUUCACAGCACCAUUGCUCACAAAAACGCCGGCAUCACCUGCAAGUCCAUCCCCGACGGUUUGGAGGAGGAGACACCACGUGAUUUCUUCUCCAUUGAGUUUGCAAUGGAGAACAACAUGCCGGAGCAUUUGGAAGGUUUGGUUCGUGAACUUAAUGGUGGAGAUGGUGGCGGAGUUGCAUUCAUGAUUGUGGAUUUAUUGGCGUCAUGGGCAUUGAAAGUUGGCGGCGAUUGUGGUGUUCCGGUGGUCGGAUAUUGGCCGGUUAUGUUUGCUGCUUACCAGCUGAUUGCUGCUAUCCCGGAAAUGCUAUCUCUGGGAAUCAUCUCGGAAACUGGCAUUCCACAAAAUGAAGGUCCGAUAUACUUGGGAUAUGAUCAACCUCCUUUAGGCACACAAGAUUUACCAUGGCUUAUUGGAAAUCUAAUUUCAAGAAAAUCUAGAUUCAAGUUUUGGACAAGAACAUUGGCUAGAACAAAAACGCUUUCGCAAAUCCUUGUAAACAGCUUCCCCGAGGAACACCACAUUGAUACUAACUUACAAGAUCAAUCAAUAAAAUACCCAAAUAUCACUCCAAUUGGACCAUUGACACAACAUACCCGUUAUGGAAACCCUCAUUUUUCAGAAGAAGAUAUGAGUUGUUUGGAUUGGUUAGACCAACAAAGUGAUCGCUCUGUUGUCUACAUCUCCUUUGGAACAUGGGUUAGCCCGAUUGGUAAAGCAAAGGUGAGAAACCUAGCUAUAGCUUUGGAAUCAUCCAAACAUCCAUUCAUUUGGGUUUUAGGUUCAAAAUGGCGCGAAGGACUCCCAAAAAACUAUGUGGAGCGAAUGUGGAAUCGAGGAAGAGUGGUUUCUUGGGCCCCACAAAGUGAAGUGCUACGACAUAAAGGAGUUGGGUGUUAUCUAACACAUUGUGGGUGGAACUCGACUAUAGAGGCUAUACAAAGCAAGGUGAGAUUAUUGUGUUAUCCGAUUGCAGGAGACCAAUUUGUGAAUUGUGACUACAUUGUAAAGAUUUGGCGAACUGGGAUUAGAAUGAGCGAUUUUGGUGAAGAAAAUGUUCAUAGAAGCUUAGAGAAGGUGAUGGGUGAUAUAGAGAUGGAGGAAAGGCUAGUUAAGAUGAAUCAAAGAAUUUUCGGGAUGGAAACUAGUUUAAGAGUGAUUGCUAAUUUGACAAAUUUUGUUGAUGAUUAUAGCAAAGUUACUAAUGAUCAAACUUUAACUAAAGGAAGCUAA
Molecule: messenger RNA, 1383 nt
Organism: Lactuca saligna
Lineage: Eukaryota; Viridiplantae; Streptophyta; Magnoliopsida; Asterales; Asteraceae
Source: the annotation of a GenBank genome assembly